Messenger RNA from Ostertagia ostertagi, 366 nucleotides. The record is from the annotation of a GenBank genome assembly. NCBI's taxonomy places the organism in Eukaryota, Metazoa, Nematoda, Chromadorea, Rhabditida, Trichostrongylidae.
AUGGUACAAGGCGGUUGCAUGGAACGCAGUAUCGCGGUUGGAGACUUCGGACCGUACCAGAUCCUGUUCUUCUUUAUCAUAUGUCUCCCAGCCAGCCUUCCGUCUGCUUUCUCCGCUUUCAAUCAACCAUUCGUUGUCGGCUCGCCACCUCACCAAUGUCGGCUGCCACCUGGUCGUGACGAUCUCAAACCUCAGGACACUGAUCCGGAUGUGUUGAAAUGUUUCCAGUACAAUCAAACUCAGGUCGACUUCUAUCGCUCCUUCACUUCAUCGCCUAUCCGAGGCUACAGGUUUGGGCGACGUCGCAGUUUCUUCAUCAUCCUUACUUCCCUGGUCGUAUUCGGAACGGCCAACGCAUUCGUCCAG